This is a messenger RNA of Cuculus canorus (common cuckoo), 3296 nucleotides long. It is a transcript of the gene EAPP, whose product is annotated as E2F associated phosphoprotein. The transcript is spliced from 6 exons. NCBI's taxonomy places the organism in Eukaryota, Metazoa, Chordata, Aves, Cuculiformes, Cuculidae. The record is from RefSeq and is a predicted model, not a curated record. Bases 75 to 950 code for a protein of 291 amino acids. Gene Ontology annotation, biological process: positive regulation of cell population proliferation. Gene Ontology annotation, cellular component: nucleus.
GGUCGAGCCGCCGCCGGAAGCGCCCGCCGGAAGCCGGAAGUGGUGACCGGAAGCGGCGGAGCGUCGCGGCCGCCAUGAGCCGCUUGCGAGAGGAGGAUGACCCGUACGUGGUGGAGGAGCCCAGCGACGAGGAGCGAGCGCUCAGCAGCUCGGAGGAUGAGGUGGAUGUGCUCCUGCAUGGCACUCCCGACCAGAAGCGCAAGCUGAUACGGGAGUGCCUCACCGGGGAGAGCGAGUCUUCUAGUGACGAUGAGUUCCAAAAGGAGAUGGAAGCGGAACUGAACACCGCCUUAAGAACUAUGGAAGGCAAAUGGAAAUCGCCAGAAGUGGGUGCUUCCUCAAGUACUGGGCAGACUGGACCUGCCACCACUUCAAAAUACUAUGAUGAUGUUUACUUUGAUUCUGAUUCAGAGGAUGAAGAUAAAACGGUUCCACAAGAUGUCCGGAAAAACAGAAAACAUCAGCAACGUCGGAUUCUUUCCAAUGAUGAACUGCUAUAUGACCCAGAAGAAGACAGAAGAGACCAAGAGUGGGUAGACUCGCAAAGGAGGGGGUACCGUAAUCAAAGAAGAGUGUCACUGCAGCAGCAACGGCAGCAAAAACCUUCAGCUGUUCCAAACAGUGAUGCUGUUUUGAAUUGCCCUGCUUGCAUGACAACGUUAUGCCUGGACUGCCAGAGACAUGAAUCUUACAAAACACAAUACAGAGCAAUGUUUGUGAUGAACUGCAUUGUUAACAAAGAGGAAAUUCUGAAAUACAGAAAGAAGCUAAAGAGAAGAAGUAAGAAAAUGAAGUACAGUAAAGCAACUUCUUCUGUACAAUCAAAUGAAGAAGAAGAGGAAAUGGAAGUGUAUCAUCCAGUAUUGUGUACUGAAUGCUCAACUGAAGUGGCAGUGAUGGAUAAAGAUGAAGUUUUUCACUUCUUCAAUGUUCUAGCCAGCCAUUCCUAAUGUGCAAAAACCUGGGACAUGGGGGGAAAAUCCUGCAGGGUUUAAGACUGGGUGAAGUAUCAGAAAUGCAGGCAUGUUAACAUUUCUAAAAUACUGUCUUGUUAAAGUACAUUUUCGUCAGAGCGCUUCGUAAUGGUUGGAUUUUUGCAGAGUUUAUGAAAGGAAUACAGUUAACUGUGCAUUGGAGAGCAAAACUCUUUUAAACUGCCAGGUGAUUUCAUCUUCGGGGAUUUAAAGUUUUGUAAAUAUAAUGUGUGAUCUCUGUAUUAUGAUCAUUCCCGGUAUAUAUACUAUCCGUUAUCUCAAUAUGUAUUAGAACUGCUGCUUAGAAUAAAUGCUGUACAGUUACUGGUUCUCCAUAGCUGUAUUGGUCAUUUCUGUGGCAUGUGGUAAACAACUCUUGGUAGGGGUGUUUAGCUUCUUCACGCUGGUGUUCUUGGUAGAUUUGCACAAAGGCAGGUUUGAUAAAGAAGGAAUUGUCAUUAUGUUUGGAUUUUGGGUCCAUUAAGAUCUCAAAAUGGAAAUUUUUAUUUCUAUAGAGUGGAAGAUUAGCUUCUUUCAGGUUUGCUGGUAUGGAUCAUUCUGGCAUGGAUCGUUCAAAUCAACAUAAUUGCUUAGUAAUACAGUUCAGAGUUUUAAUGUAAAUAUGUAUAUGAAGAAAAUACUGGACUUUUUUUCUGUUGUCAUUUUUCCUUACGCUGACACAUUUUAAGAAGAAAUUUAUGGUCAGAUCUAUGACCAUAGAGCUAGUCCGUAUGCUUUUUCCUUUUCUUUAGUACAUGUACAGCUUCUUUAUGGAAGCAUAAAGAACUUAUGCUACUUGGUACUUAGACUUCUUGCUUUGCCUAUGAAGCCACUGCAAUGUUAACAUUGGAUCCUUCCCUCUUUUCCUCCAGGCAUGCUCCCAAGGGGUGAACUCUAGUUUUUUAUUAUUAAAUAACAUCUCCUCUCUACAGCCCAAUAUUUUUUUUAACGCUUCAGACAAGAGUCUGAAAAAAAUCUCAUCUUUAUGCUUUUUAAUAGUACUAGGAAAUUUGUUACAUGUGCUUUGAGUUGUCAGAAUAUAUUUAAACUUAGGAGGCAGGAACCUGAAAAACAUCAUACUUUUGCGCUUUUGAUUGUAAUAAAACCUUGUGACUCUGUUUACCUUCUGUAGUUCCUGGUGCUGGAUUUUACUAAUCUACACACACGUUCUACACAGUGUCACAUGAGCUUAGGAAGAAAGAAAAACAUCAGUUCUGUCAGGAUUACAUGAAGAGAACAUUGACUUCCUGUUUGCAGGUCAGCAGAAACUUAACCUGGGCUUGAUGAGGUAGGAACUGUUGAGGGAGCUAUUGCACACUUGGUUGGCCAACGUCUGAUCAAAACUGAGCCGUCUUUUGUUUUGAGGCUCGGGAUCCGCCUGAGAUCAGAUCACAAUCUGGUCUCUGCUACCUACAGUCAGGCUGAUCAGUGCAGAGUCUGACUGGUGUAUCGAUAUCUAAGAGAUUAUCUAAAGUGGGAUAAACUGUUACUGUGUGCCAUAUGCAGGGAGGAGUAUAUGGAAAAUUCUGAACAUACAAGGAACUGCUUCUUAGUGGAAUUGUGGAGGAGCAGGUGUGACAAGAUACAGUCUGUGCUGUAGGGCGUGCUGGACUUGUAGCUGUCUUCACUUUCCAGGUGGAGCGUAAAGGCUCUGUAGCACCAGAUUAAGAGUCUUUGCACUGAGCUACUGGAAAUGUAAGCAUGUAAGAAGGUAGUUCAAGGGUUCAAGUGUUGAUGUGGGUGUAGCAGGAGGAACAGUAAGUGAUGGCAAUCCCUACGCAAGGAUAGAAUGGAGCUGGUGGAGGAAGGGAAAAUCCACGCGGAGGAAAAUUGCUGACUUUCUUAAGGGGCUACCUAGUGAAAAAACCUGUCUCAUCAGUACUGUAUUGAGAAGUGUAAAGGGCUUGGGCACAACCUGGUGCCUUAGAGCAGAUGUAGUGGGAGAUUUGGAAGCCGGCCUGUCUCAACAGUACUUUUCAUCUCAGGUACCUUCUUGCUGCUGCUUCUUGCUUGCCUUGUCACUUGGACUGCAGAGCUUAGGAGCUGUAGGGGCAGGCAGCACUGGGACUUGUUUGCCCCAUACUGAUAACAUUCUUACAGCUUUGAAUGGGAGUAAUGUUUUAGCUGUGCUGAAUACCACACUUGUCCUUGAACUUUGUACGUGUUUACAUAGAAAGGAGGCUUUUGUGAUUACCACCACUUUUUCAAGCAGCAACACCGACGCAAUACUCCUUCAGCAGCAAAUGCAAGAAGCAACAGCGGUCUUGGAUAGGGACAACAGCUCCUGUAGCCAUUUGUGUGGGGAUAUUAAUUGUGUGAAUG